AUAAUUUGGUUGUAAUCUAGAUCCUCUAUGAGGCUGUGGAUUUAAAAGAAAACAUGAAUCAUCAGUGUACAGUGACACCUUUUUUUUAAAACCCUGGAUUAAAAGGGACUUCCUUUUUAAAUGCAUUUUUACAGGGGCGUCAAAUGUAUUCCAUGGAGGGCCUAGUGUCCGCUGGUUUUGUUUAUUUCCUUUCAAUUAAGACCUAGACAACCAGGUGAGGGGCGUUCCAAACUAAUUAGUGACCUUAGUUCAAUCAAUCAAGUACAAAGGAGGAGCGAAAACCCGCAGACUCUCGGCAAAAUAAGUUUGACAAGUGCAUUUAUAGAUGAUAAAAUGCUACUUUCAGAUCCACUAAUGGUUUGGGUGUUUUGAUAACAAUGUCAGUUUAUAUACCAAAUAUGUAUUAAAUGUAUUGUAUUGCAGUCAUAUCCACACUGUUCAGUUUUGUUUCUGUUUCCAAUGAACUUGCAAAUGUUUCUUCAAUUGUGGCAAUUUGGGAGUUGUACUAUCACAGUUGCCUUGGACCCGUGAAAGCUAUCAGAAUACUCAGGAACCAAUCAGCCUCUUGAGACAUUGAAAUUAUGUCUCCAAAAAAUAAUUUGCUCAAACCCCAAAUAUGCAUGGGGAAAAGCACACGUUCUUGAAGAAUGACAUACUGACUGACUUGCUACUUACUUACUGCAAGCGGGCUACACCAGUGAAAAAUUGACGUCACAUCUGCCUGACCUGCGUAUUGGAUAGACCAUGUGCAGGUGGGACAAUGUUGGUGAGGUUCCGAAGCCAACACGUCCGGUCUUCAGUGGCCCAUUAGAUUUUUAUCCAGUGAACUAGUACGACAGUUCACGUCAUGGGAAGAAUCAGCUUAUCAUGCUUCCCAGCCUCCUGGCACUUCAGCCUGUCUCCCCUGGUUCUACCCAGUGUCCCACUACCUUCAUUCAGGCAGCUGCUCUUCUUUGGUCUGCUGGUGGGACUGCUAGGACUGAUUUACCUAUUGCUGGUAACAGGAAAGGGCCAGGACAGCUGGAACAGAAAGGACAACUAUUUCCACAGACACUUGGCGAGGGUCACAGAUGUGGAGGCCACAGACACUAGCAAUCACAACCUAAACUAUGGUCUGGUGGUGGACUGCGGCAGCAGUGGCUCCAGGGUGUUUGUGUACUGUUGGCCCAGGCACAAUGGUAAUCCCCAUGACCUGCUUGACAUCCGACAGAUGAGAGAUCAGCACAGGAAGCCAGUGGUCAUGAAGAUCAAACCAGGUAUCUCGGCACUAGCAAAAACACCAGAGAAGGCCAGUGAUUACAUCCACCCCCUGCUGAGCUUUGCUGCCCGGCACAUUCCUAAACACAAGCACCAGGAGACCCCUCUGUACAUCUUGUGCACAGCUGGAAUGAGGGUGCUGCCUGACAGUCAACAGGAGGCACUGCUUGAGGAUCUACGGACUGACAUCCCUGUCCGUUUCAACUUCCUCUUCUCUGAUUCCCAUGUGGAGGUCAUUUCUGGCAAGCAGGAAGGUGUGUAUGCAUGGAUUGGAAUCAACUUUGUCCUUGGAAAGUUUAAUCAUGUGGAUAGUGAGAGGGAUGCAGUAGUAGAGGUGCAGGUACCAGGAGGUGACCAGCAGGAGGCGCUGGUGAGGACACGGACCGCCGGUGUUCUGGACAUGGGUGGCGUCUCCACACAGAUAGCAUACGAAGUGCCCAAAACUGUAAGCUUUGCUUCUCCACAACAGGAGGAAGUGGCCAAAAAUUUGCUUGCAGAGUUCAACCUGGGUUGCGAUGCCCACCGGACAGAGCAUGUCUACCGGGUGUAUGUGUCUACCUUCCUGGGAUUUGGAGGAAAUGCUGCUCGACAAAGAUACGAGGAGAGUAUUGUCAUGAACACUCUCACUAAAAACAAGCUCCUGGGUCAACAUGUAGGUGAGACAGGAGAGUCCCCCCUCCUGGACCCAUGCCUACCCUCAGACCUGCAGGAUGAGGUGGGGCCAGCCACACAGAAACUCCACCUGCUUGGCACGGGGGAUUUUGAUCACUGUAGACAGCUGCUUCAGCCCUUCCUCAACCACACCAAUGAGACUCACUCCUCCCUCAAUGGCAUCUACCAGCCUCCCAUUGACUACCCCAACAGCCAGUUCUAUGGGUUCUCUGAGUUCUAUUACUGCACAGAGGAUGUGUUGCGCAUGGGCGGGGAUUUUAACUCCUCAAAGUAUGCCAGUGCUGCCAAGAGUUACUGCGCCACCCAGUGGAGAACUCUGAAAGAGCGAUUUGACUCAGGCUUGUAUGGCUCUCACGCUGAUGUUCACAGGCUCAAGUACCAGUGUUUUAAAUCAGCCUGGAUGUAUGAGGUAUUUCACACAGGCUUCUCCUUCCCUAUGGACUACAAAAACCUGAGGACUGCCCUUUUGGUCUAUGAUAAAGAGGUACAAUGGACUCUUGGAGCCAUCCUUUACAGAACCCGUUUUUUGCCUUUGAGGGAUAUUCAGCAGGAGAGUCUGAAAGGAGUCCACUCCCACUGGCGUCACAGCUUCUCCUUUGUCAACAACCACUACUUGUUCUUGGCCUGCUUCCUGGUUGUCCUCCUAUCCAUCCUGCUCUACUUGCUGCGCCUCCGACGUAUCCACAGCUGUACCACGCAACGCUGCACCCCCUCUACUGUUAAGUGGCUAGAGGAGGGUCUCAGCUCCCACCCACUCCCUAUCACCCUUUAGACUUCACAUCUGUCACUCCAAAAUCAGCCUUUUCUUCCCCAGCUGGAAUCCAUUUGCCUGCACCUUUAUGUUAAGGUCUUCAUUUCUUAGCUGGAAAUGACAAAGACUAGAACUUAGUUGGAUUUUGAAUGAGUCCAAUGAACAGAGACGUCAGACAGCAUUGGAAUGAACUGGUGUGAGGGAGAUUGCAUGUUGAGUUUGCACCAUCCAUGAAAUUCUUUGUUAAUGUAUUUUUUUAUGAUAUCAAAAUAUCUGCCUUUUUUUAUUUUUCUGGAAAUGUGAACAAGGUACAAAAAGCGUAACUAUCCUUGCCUGAAGUUUGUGAGGUCCCAUCCGUACAUGGUCCAGUUAGGCAGGCUUGUUCAAGCUUCCUGUAAGGUUCAAAUGGCAGCUGCCUCACAACUUACCCUAAUUAGUCAUUCCUAAAAUGGCAUAUUGUGAAAGAAUGCCCCUAAACUGCUGUUUUUUCCAAUGAAGGGAGCACAUCAUUGAAUGAAUGUGACAAGACAAUAGUAGGUUUAUGAGGAGGAUGAUGAAACAGUUGCUGUUUUACAGUACAUAUUUAUAGAUUCACUGUUCUUGAGUAGAGUUUCACUUAUCUGUCACAUUAUCCUGAUGCAAUUUAAUUUCAGUGUCUCUGUUUGCAUUUUGGGUGCAUGAUCAGUGAAUGUUUAUUGGUUGUGGGGAGGAAUGUUGUGCACCUCUGUUCACCUUCAAAGUUUACUGCUCUGCUUGGCACCUGUCAUACUUUGAUUUACAGCUUAUUUUUUACUUAGUUUUCUUCUGUGGCGCAGAAGUCUAAGGUUAUGCAUUUCAGUGCAAGAGGCGUCACAAUAGUACCUGGUUCAAAUUCAGGCUGUAUCAAAUCCGGCUGUGAUUGGGAGUCCCAUAGGGCGGCACACAAUUGGCCCAGCGAUGUCCGGGUUUGGCCUGAGUAGGCCAUCAUGGUAAAUAAGAUUUUUUUUCUUAACUGACUUGCCUAGUUAAAUAAAAAUAUGCAGUUAACUACUUACAGCUCUUCAGAAAACACUGUUUUAAGUUUGUUUUGAUCUAUUGUAGUAGGCUUUUGUUACACUAGGUCCUUUUUUUCCUCACUUCCCCCCCAACCCUAUUUCCGAACAGGUAGUGUUUAUCAAAGCUGCAAUGGCGCAAUAUUUAUUAAUGUAUUAUCACUGGAGAGAUGCUCCAGUCCACAUCAGAUGAAUUCACAUCGAGGGUUCAGAGCUACAGUAGAGUAAAACUUUGCUGUCUCCUCAGUUCAAUGAAGUGACAGGGUGAAGAUAAUUUAAUAUACUGUCAAACUCACUGGGCUUUGUUUUUAGAAGCUGUUAUUUCACUGCUGUAAAGGGUAUAGUUUAUCAAAGCACAUAACACAUUUCACCCCAUGCUUCCUGAAGCAUCUCCCACAAGUUGGAUCGGCUUGAUGAGCACUUCUUACGUGCCAUACUGUCAAGCUGCUCCCACAACGGCUCAAUAGGGUUGAGAUCCGGUGACUGUGCUGGCCACUCCAUUAUAGACAGAAUACCAGCUGAUUGAUUCUUCCCUAAAUGGUUCUUGCAUAGUUUGGAGCUGUGCUUUGGGUCAUUGUCCUGUUGUAGGAGGAAAUUGGCUCCAAUUAAGCGCCGUCCACAGGGUAUGGCACCGUUGUUGCAAAAUGGAGUGAUAGCCUUCCUUCUUCAAGAUCCCUUUUACUCUGUACAAAUCUCCCACUUUACCACCACAAAAGCACCCCCAGACCAUCACAUUGCCUCCACCAUGAUUGAAAGAUGGUGUCAAGCACUCCUCCAGCAUCUAUUUUUUUGUUGUCUGCGUCUCACAAAUGUUCUUUGUGAUCCGAACACCUCAAACACGUUUUUUCCCCAAUAUUCCUCUGUCCAGUGUCUGUGUCCUUUUGACCAUCUUAAUAUUUGCAACUCUGCUUAGAAGGCCAGCAUUCCGGAGUUGCCUCUUCAUUGUUGAUGUUGAGAUUGGUGUUUUGCGGGUACUAUUUAAUGAAGCUGCCAGUUGAGGACUUGUGAGGCGUCUGCUUCUCAAACUACACACUCUAAUGUACUUGUCUCCUUGCUCAGUUGUACACCGGGGUCUCCCACUCCUCUUUCUAUUCUGGUUACAGCCAGUUUGCGUUGUUCUGUGAAGAGAGUAUUAAACAGCGCUGUAUGAAAUCUUCUGUUUUUUGGCCAUUUCUCCCAUGGAAUAGCCUUCAUUUCUCAGAACAAUAAUAGACUGACGAGUUUCAGAAGAAAUGGCUUUGUUUCUGGCCAUUUCGAGCCUGUAAUCGAACCCACAAAUGCCGAUGCUCCAGAUACUCAACUAGUCUAAAGAAGGCCAGUUUUAUUGCUUCUUUAAUGAGAACAACAGUUUUCAGCUGUGCUAACAUAAUUGCAAAGGGGUUUUCUAAUGAUCAGUUAGCCUUUUAAAAUUCUAAACUUGGAUUAGCUAACACAAUGUGCCACUGGAAUACAGGAGUGAUGGUUGCUGAUAAUGGGCCUCUAAGCCUAUGUAGAUAUUCCAUACAAAAUAUCUACAUAGCCGCUUCCAGCUACAAUUGUCAAUGUUGUAAAUGACUGUACACUAUUUCUGAUCAAUUUCAUGUUUAUUUUAAUGGAGAAAAAAAUAGAAAUGUCCUUGUUUUUGAAAGAAAAGCUAAGUGAUCCAAAAGUUUGGACACAACUACUCAUUCCAGGGUUUCUUUGUUUUACUAUUUUCUACAUUGUAUGAAAUAAUCAUGUAACCAAAAAAGUAAUAAACAAAUUCUUCAAA
Oncorhynchus kisutch (coho salmon) is the source of this 5461-nucleotide messenger RNA. It is a transcript of the gene entpd4, whose product is annotated as ectonucleoside triphosphate diphosphohydrolase 4. The record is from RefSeq and is a predicted model, not a curated record. NCBI's taxonomy places the organism in Eukaryota, Metazoa, Chordata, Actinopteri, Salmoniformes, Salmonidae. Gene Ontology annotation, biological process: UDP catabolic process; CTP metabolic process. The transcript is spliced from 13 exons. Gene Ontology annotation, molecular function: GDP phosphatase activity; ribonucleoside triphosphate phosphatase activity; UDP phosphatase activity. Gene Ontology annotation, cellular component: Golgi apparatus; membrane. Bases 848 to 2701 code for a protein of 617 amino acids.